Molecule: messenger RNA, 1137 nt
Organism: Trichoderma virens Gv29-8
Lineage: Eukaryota; Fungi; Ascomycota; Sordariomycetes; Hypocreales; Hypocreaceae
Exons: 5
Coding region: 1-1137 (378 amino acids)
Source: RefSeq, a predicted model, not a curated record
AUGGCGACAACCAGUCUCCGCUCUGAUCUCGGCCCUCUGACGACAACCUUUACUCCGCCAGCUGACUGCACAGAAUAUCGUUGGCGGUCCCUUUGUUACACUUACACCACAUCAUCUUCGAACGGGCCUGAUCCCUGGAGCACCUCUAUCAUCCAAUCAUGCUAUCCGCAAGGCUUUGCGUCGUUUUACAACAGGCAUAUGAAUAGCCCUGAGGAUUACCUUGCCGUCUAUUCGCCCGGGUCAAUCUGUCCGUCGGGAUACACGGCCGCCUGUACUCAGGUGCGUAGCAAAGGACAGCCGAAUCCAUUCGAGAAUGUGGAUGGCGAAUUUGCUGCUGCAGCGAUAUGGGAUUUGCUGCGUGAUGGCGAAACUGCGUUGGGAUGCUGUCCAAUAGGCUACGACUGUGAUGAUGUUGAUGUUUCAGCAUGCGCAUCGACUGCAUCACGCCCCGUUGUGGUGACGGACACUUUAAAAUGUCCCGACACACUUACGCCAGUCACGCAUCCUACACUUGCCACCUAUUUCAAUGCUCAGAGAGUGGUGGUGGUACACGCAGCUAUACCAGAGCAUUCAGCAACAGGUGGUACAGCGACAUCAGCUCCUACUUCAACAGCUCCUACUUCAACCGCACCUACUUCAUCCUCCCCCGUGUCCUCCGUUGCCAGCGAGAAUCCUGUCCCCAAGUCCAGUCAAGGGCUGCCCCUCGCAGCGAAGAUUGCCAUUGGAGUGCUUAUCCCUCUGGUAGCGAUCCUGUCAGGGGCAAUGUGCUUUUUCAUCUAUAGAUACAGACGGAAACGAAAGCAGUUGCAAGCUGUACAGGGGUUCGGGCAAGAUGCACCCAGCAGCGGCAGCGAUGACCUGGAAACACCGAAAGCGGAACUGCCAGGUGACGAUGGCAUGACGAGUUCCGGACCAAAUGGCACGGCCUUUCGCAAGGCAGAGCUUGAUGCUUUGAUACCUGGCUCAGGCGGUGUAGCAGAAUUACCUGCCGAACUGGCUGGCGGUGGAUUAUCAGAGUUGCAUGGUAGUUCUAGUCCUGGUGAAUUAGAUUCCAUGUCUAAGGGAUUGGGCGUUGUUGACGUGGUUGGGAAAGAUGAUUAUGGCAAUGGAGCAGCUAUCAUGACUAAACUAGAUUAA